Messenger RNA from Mauremys mutica (yellowpond turtle), 2205 nucleotides. RefSeq names its product homeobox B8 (gene HOXB8). The coding region runs from base 467 to 1192 and encodes 241 amino acids. Gene Ontology annotation, molecular function: DNA-binding transcription factor activity, RNA polymerase II-specific; RNA polymerase II transcription regulatory region sequence-specific DNA binding. The record is from RefSeq and is a predicted model, not a curated record. NCBI's taxonomy places the organism in Eukaryota, Metazoa, Chordata, Testudines, Geoemydidae. The transcript is spliced from 2 exons. Gene Ontology annotation, biological process: regulation of transcription by RNA polymerase II. Gene Ontology annotation, cellular component: nucleus.
CGUAUAUUCACCCCACCUCUCUCUCUCUCUCUCUCUCUCCCUCUCUCUCUCUCUCCCUCCCUCUCUCCCUCUCUGGCUUUUCCUUCUUUAUUCUCUCACACUCUUCUUUUCACAAUCAUGCAGUGCAGAGUCCGUGUGGAGUAAGGAGAAGCCAAUGGGAUGAGGUUUUGGUAAUAGAUGCAAAUGAUCAUGAAAAGACACUGCAAAAUAUGAAACAACUCAUUUGCGCCGAAGUAAAUCACUGAAAACUGUUUAUGAACUGGCAUCUCUUCUUGGAAAUGUAAAGCGAGAACUCUAUAAGUGGCGAUUUUUUUAGGGGGGGGGGGAAGCAAGAAUUCAAUAUCAUGCAGGCUUAGAGUUUUGAUUAUAUCCUCCUUUUAUAUUCCUGGAAAUCACAAACUGUUGUUGCUUAGCAUCUUAGCUCUUUCUGCGCUAAUAGAUUCCCGUGGUUUAAAAAAAAAUUAAAAUGAGCUCUUAUUUUGUCAACUCACUGUUCUCCAAAUACAAAACCGGGGACUCUCUGCGCCCCAACUACUAUGACUGUGGCUUUGCUCAGGAUCUUGGAGGUAGACCCACAGUUGUGUAUGGACCCAGCACUGGUGGUACCUUCCAGCAUCCGACCCAAAUUCAGGAGUUUUACCACGGAGCAUCCUCUCUCUCCAGCUCCCCUUACCAACAGAAUCCCUGCGCUGUGGCGUGCCAUGGGGAUCCAAGCAACUUCUAUGGAUACGACCCAUUGCAAAGACAAAGCCUGUUCGGUGCCCAGGAAUCGGACCUGGUGCAGUACACGGAUUGCAAGCUGGCUUCCAGCGGCCUGGGGGAAGAGGCGGAGAAUUCAGAGCAGAGUCCUUCUCCUACACAGCUUUUCCCUUGGAUGCGACCGCAAGCCGCUGGACGCAGAAGGGGGCGGCAGACCUACAGCCGUUACCAAACCCUGGAGCUGGAGAAGGAAUUUCUCUUUAAUCCCUACCUGACCCGCAAGCGGAGGAUCGAGGUGUCGCACGCCCUGGGACUGACAGAAAGGCAGGUCAAAAUCUGGUUCCAGAACAGGAGGAUGAAAUGGAAAAAGGAAAACAACAAAGACAAGUUUCCCAGCAGCAAAUGCGAGCAGGAAGAACUGGAAAAACAGAAAAUGGAAAGAGCCCAGGAGGUGGACGAGGAAGGGGACGGACAGAAAGGGGACAAGAAAUAAGAUUUUUAAGAACUGAGAGGCAAGCACUGAUGGGAUCCUGACUCUUACAUUAAUGGCAGUUAAUGUAAGGGGUGGGGGGGGGGAGGGGAGCAAUGCAUAGAAAAGAGAAGAAAAAAACCCUUUUAUUGCCGUAAAACAAUAUAGCUCUAAGCACCCACUUUUCCUGAUUGUCCUUUGGUACAAUGAACAGUAUGCAAAAGAGAUCCGGAGGUCUUUCUAGCCUUUCGCCAGUUAUUAACUAGUGGUAGUGUAUCGCAAUAGCUUAUGUAAAACAUGACUGUGAAUUUUCUCUCUCUCUCUCUCUUCUUUAUUGGGGGCGGCGGGGGGGUUGGUUAACUCUGCUUUCAACGCUAUAGGAGUUUAUGUGGAAUUAUAUUGUGCACUUUUGAAUCCUCCUCCUUUUUGUUGUGGUUCACUGUAUGUACCGGAGGUAGCUAUUGAAACAGACAUCCCGACAACAUGAAACUGCCUAUUUAUGCUGUAGUUCUCUCUCCCUACUCUCUUGCUCUCUCCCGCUCUUUUAUGUUGAUUAUUUUGUCACGUUCCUUGCUUCUGUUCUUGGGUUUCGGUUUGGGGUUUGUUUUUGUUUUGUUUUGUUUGUUUACAGUUUUGUGUCUCUUCCAAAAGCCUUUUUUUCCUCUCUCUUUCUCUCUCUCCUUUAGUUAGCAUGCGCACAGUGGAGCAAGUUGUAAAGUGAUCCUUAGGUUUACUGUGAAAAAGAAUGUAUACUGUAUACGUGAAUUACUUUAUGGGGGGAACUAAUGAUAUAUUUUGUUGUUCUUUCAUCACUUUGUUCUAUUGUCUAAACCUGGAAGCGGCGGAAGAAAGUUACAAUAAAGUUUACAAGCGAGAAUCCCGUGACAUCAUUCAUUUACCCUGCUUCAUUUCCUCCAGGACUACUUCGAUAGAAAGGAAAUAAAAGUCAAUUGUGUCAGAAUUUCAGCCCUUGCAGUCAGAGGAGCGCUUAGCCUUUAGCGAGACUGGAGAGUUUAGGUUGCUGUUAAGGCUGGAGG